Molecule: messenger RNA, 478 nt
Organism: Terrapene triunguis (Three-toed box turtle)
Lineage: Eukaryota; Metazoa; Chordata; Testudines; Emydidae
Product: ryanodine receptor 1-like
Exons: 3
Biological process (GO): calcium ion transmembrane transport
Cellular component (GO): Z disc; sarcolemma; sarcoplasmic reticulum membrane
Molecular function (GO): ryanodine-sensitive calcium-release channel activity
Source: RefSeq, a predicted model, not a curated record
CAGGACCCUGGUGCAGAAGGUGCUGAGCUUCCGGAAGAAGAAGAAGGAGCAGGAGGAGGAGCUGCCCCCCGAGGAGGAGCCGGCGCCCAGCACGCUGCAGGAGCUGAUCUCCCACACCAUGGUGCACUGGGCGCAGGAGUCCUUCAUCCAGAGCCCGGCGCUGGUGCGUGUCAUGUUCAGCCUGCUGCACCGGCAGUACGACGCCAUCGGGGAGCUGCUCCGCGCCCUGCCCCGGGCCUACACCAUCAACGCCGUCUCCGUGGGCGACGCCAUGAGCCUGCUCGAGAGCCUGGGCCAGAUCCGCUCCCUGCUCAUCGUGCAGAUGGGCCCGGAGGAGGAGACCCUCAUGAUCCAGAGCAUCGGAAACAUCAUGAACAACAAAGUCUUCUACCAGCACCCCAACCUGAUGCGAGCGCUGGGCAUGCACGAGACGGUCAUGGAGGUGAUGGUCAACGUGCUGGGAGGGGGCGAGUCCAAG